Messenger RNA from Brassica rapa (field mustard), 1494 nucleotides. Its product is annotated as CBS domain-containing protein CBSX5. Gene Ontology annotation, cellular component: cytoplasm; nucleus. Lineage: Eukaryota; Viridiplantae; Streptophyta; Magnoliopsida; Brassicales; Brassicaceae. The record is from RefSeq and is a predicted model, not a curated record.
UUCUUCACAUUCUCCUCCCCAAACCAAAAUUUUAAAUUCUUUCUUUAUAUGGCACUAACCCUUUUGUCCCACGAGGUAUCCGAUCUCUGCAUCGGCAAACCGCCGCUAAGGUGCCUCUCCGCCGUGACAGCCACCGUCGCUGACGCCAUCGCCGCCCUCAAAUCCUCCGACGAGCCUUUCCUCAGCGUAUGGAGCUGUAACCACGACGAAACCAACGAUGAUAACAACAAGUGCGAGUGCGAAUGCGAGUGUGUGGGUAAGAUCUGUAUGGCAGAUGUGAUCUGUUACCUAACUAAACACGACAACAAGGCUUUGUCUCUUUCCUCUGUUUUGGAAGCUUCUGUCUCUGUUCUUCUCCCCAAAUCUCGUUCCAUCGUCGUUCAUGUCCAAUCUUCUUGCAAGUUAAUUGAAGCCAUUGGUCUGAUAACCGGAGGAGCACAGGAUCUAAUCGUUCCGAUUCAGACAAAACCAAUCACAAAGAGAAAACAAACCCGAAACGCAGUCGUUUCGCUAACAACCACCACAACGACAACAACACACAAGAACAGCCGCCAGUUCUGUUGGAUCACACAAGAAGACAUCAUCAGAUUCCUUCUCGACUCCAUCAGCGUCUUCUCUCCUUUACCGUCCCUCUCCAUCUCCGACCUCGGCGUGAUCAACAGCACGCACGCUAUCCUCUCCGUCGACUACUACUCCUCCGCUUCCUCCGCCGUCACCGCCAUUUCUCGCGCCAUUUCCGAUAACAUCUCCGUCGCUGUGGUCGACGGCGAAUGCGACGGAGAAGAAGAUCCACGUGCGGUUUUAAUCGGGGAGAUAUCGCCGAUGACGCUCGCUUGCUGCGACGAGUCGGCUGCAGCAGCGGUCGCUACGCUCUCGGCCGGUGAUCUGAUGACGUACAUUGACGGUAGCGGUCCGCCGGAGAGUCUUGUGAGAGUCGUUAGGAAUCGUCUUGAAGAGAAAGGUUUGGUGGGUUUGAUCUCGCUGGUCGAUUCUUUGUCGGGUUCGUCGGGGUCUUCUUCGUCGGAUGAAGAGUCUCCGGCGGGGAGAACUAAGUCGUAUGGGAGGUCGGUGAGUAGUGCGGCGAGGAUGGCGAGGAAGUCGGUGGCGAUAGUGUGUAAUCGGAGAAGCUCGUUGAUGGCUGUGAUGAUACAAGCCAUUGCUCAUAGGGUGAGCUAUGUGUGGGUGGUUGAUGAAGAUGGUUGUUUGGUUGGUAUGGUCACUUUUGUUGAUAUAUUGAAGCUUUUCAGGGGAUUUUUGGAUGAUCAAAACUAAGAAUCAUCAGUCUGAUUACUUUUUUUGGUUAGAGUUUACAUAAACAUACAACCAAAUCAAACGUUGAAUUAGUUUCUUUUGGUGAAGGAUGCAAUAAGAUUAGAGUUCUUUUAUAUAACAUAAGACCAAAAUUCUUGAGGAAUAUUUCGGUUCUUGUGUUCUUAAAUCUUGAUUUUUUUUUUUGGAUCUCAAUGACAGUCUUGAAUCUUUAUUUUCAGUUUA